AUGGAUCCGUUGGAGCAGUCGCGCGUUUUCCUGGAUCGCUUCAAAACAACCAUGAAUCCAGACGACCCACUUCCUGUCUGGGUGCCGAUUUACAACCUCAAGUACGACGAAAUUGAACCCGCAAUCAUCGAUUGGAUCAGAACGUAUUUGGACCUGUUCGGAUGUCCCCAGUGCAUCUUGACGCCAAUCAUACGCAAAAUUGUGGAAGAAGUGCUGUGCUAUUGCAAAGAAAAUCCCAAAUCUUGCGGUUUCACCGGUCAAGAGUAUAAAACGCUUCAGCUGAGCCAAGAAGUGAUUUCACGCGUAAACCGUGUCUGCACCGAACUGUUGGACAAUGAGAAGCUGAACAAUUUGAUCGCCCAGCUGGGCAGUGGUUUGGGUGAGGAUCAACCAGACUCGGCCGCUGAGGUUAGCACCGGGCGAAAGAUCCAUUUUUCGCGCGGAAUGAAACAUCGGCGACGCACGAUGGAGGAUCGGCACGUUUGUUUGCCCGAGUUUAACAAACUGUUCUGCACGAAGGAUACGGAACCGACCGCUUUUUACGGGGUGUACGAUGGACAUGGUGGUCAGGAAGCGGCCAGCUUUGCAGCUUCCCAUCUGCAUUAUUAUAUUGCGCAAAGCGAACACUAUCCGCACGACAUGGAGCAAGCGUUUCGAGAAGCGUUCCUAAAGACUGAUAAAUUGUUUCUGGAAAAGUGUGAGAAUCAUCAUCUCAUCAGUGGUUCCACAGCCGUAGCUUGUGUACAUCACAUUAAUUCUAGACGCGUUGACAUAGCUUGGGUUGGUGACUCUCAGGCGAUACUCGUCAAACGCAAUCCUGGUGAAGGAAUUUGCAAACGACUUGUCCAUCCCAUCCAUGUUGCAUCUGAUCCGAACGAACGACAGCGUAUUACAGAGGAAGGCGGUUAUGUUAUACCUUGGGGCGGCCAGUAUCGAGUUAGUGGCCAGUUGGCAAUUACACGAGCCUUUGGAAAUCGAUUCCACAAACCAUACGUGACAGCAAACCCAGCUGUUUCGUUAAACCAAUGUACGGAGGAUGAUCUUUUGCUUAUAUUAGCUAGCGAUGGGUUAUGGGAAGGGUACAACGAAUUCUUGACGUCCAUGUUUGUGCUGUACGCAAUUCGAAAGUUUCCAGAUGAUCCACAGAAAGUUACAGAUUAUUUAAUAACCUUUGCAAAGGAUAAGACUAGAGACAAUAUUACGGUGAUAAUAGUGUUCCUAAAAGAUCCACAAACCAUCAUUAAGGAAACUCCAUUUAUUGAAGAAAUAGAGAUUAACGCAAAACUGCGUGCCAGCCAAAACAUGGAGAUUAAUGGUGCAGCCAGCAAUGGUUUUCUUGGUGAGAAUAACGCGCUCAGCAUGGAAGAUCGUAAAACGUUCGACGACCUACAAAACUUCAUGGCUGAAAGUGUUGCUCUGCUGGAACCAAAGUCUGCCGCCGCGCUGUGCGUCGUCCCGAUGGAUGAUAUGAACUUCCUAUCAGAUGGUGGUCUCGGGCCGGAGACGGACGUUGACGGUGUGCACGACAGCAAACAGCAAUCGCCUAGUCCACUGUUAGAGGAGGCAGUCAAGUCAUCGGAGCUCGAUAAUGGUGACAUCGAGCAUGAGAUCCCCAACGUAGAAAGUGUAGAACAACAUACGAUGGACCAUCACAAUCCUUUCGCGCAUUCGCUAAAUGCACCACUAGAUCUACCCAGCAAUGUGGCCGUAUCGGGCAUCAAUGACUUUGAAGAGGAAGAUCCUACAUCACCAUCGAGCGUCAGCGCUGCCGAUCCGGUUGAACUGUCCGCCGGGCAUCAUCUAGGUGACGCAAUUCCGCACGUCAACGGCAACGGUGAACAUCACUACGAUGAGCCCAUCGAAACCGAAGACGAGUUGCUAGAGGGUGCAGCGGAAAAUGAGGCUGCAGAAAUCGUACCCGUGCUGAAGGCAGAACUGAACGCGGAUGAAAUAGUUCCUCUCAAAUCCAUUGACGAACCGAUCGUUAACGAUCUGCUAGGCGGUGAUUCAAUCGUCGAUAACAAACUGAUCGAUCAGCUCGAUUCGUUCGGCAUUCCGGAGGCAAUCCGGCGACAGCUGAUCGAGCAGCAAGUUAGCGGUGCGGCAAUGCUACAUGAGCAGGACGAGGACGAUGAUGAUGGACAACUCCUGGCGGAGGAGAAGCAUUCCGAUUUCGAUGGGGUGGAUGAUGGCGCUGAAAAGGUGGAUCUGCACCACGAGAAGGUGUUCGACAGUGAUUAUGCUACUGAUCAUCGUAGUGCAGACGUCAAACAGGAUGAUGAUGCCGGUUGCUGCGAAGAUUCAGAAGAAGACGAAUGGGACUACGUGAAGGUGAACAACCAACAGCAACAGCAGCAACAGGAACAAGAAUCGCAACCAGCGCAUGAAAAGCAGUCGGAAAGCAAGCCUUCAGAAGAAAUUACGCAUACGGUAGACCAGAGCAACAGUUUCGCACCCCACAACGACGACGACGAGCAGCUUCUGCAGGGAAGCGACGUACAGCGUUUGCAGGAACUAGAACAACAUUUCGAACAAGAGGUGGUGAAUUACACGCAAGAAGUGGAAACACCGACGCUGUCACGCGAAGAGGAGCAGCAGGAGGAUCGUGAAGCGGUAGAAGAACAGCACGACGAAACGACGGCUGUGCCGAAUACCAGUGAAUUGGUGGCGGCGGAUAUUCUUGGCGACAACGCGGAAUCGACCGUGUCGGAGAGUACGAAAGAAGUUGAUGAUGUCAUCAGUGGUGGUGAAACCAAGGAAGUUGUCAAUUUGCUGAACGAUUUCAAAGAGGACGUUUCAUUGCCUACUACAACGGACCAAUUGCUAAAAACCAAUUGCUUAAACGAAGAAAACAUUGAACAGGCGGUACCGUACGUUCCUAGUGAUAGCGUGAACAUGGAGGCUAGCAUGUACGGUGGAUCAGUUGCCGAGCAACCACUCUCGCCGGAAUCACCCGUAUCUCCGGUAGAGAAUUUCCCGGCACAACAGCAACAAUAUAGCCACGAAAAGGAUCUUUUCGGUUCUGAUAUGGACGAUACGAUGAGUCCGACUGCCGACGGUGAAGAGUUAAAAGAGAAACAUCUGUACGAAACUGAAGAAAAGAGUAUGAAUUUGCAGCAACAGGAUGGCAGCGGAGCCGCUGGAGAUUUCGGCUGGCAGUUGAAUCCUGAUGCGAAGGAAUUCGUACCGGUAGCCGGAUCCGCUGCUGGUGAGGUGAAUGCCAAGCUGCACGAAAACAUCAAGCUGCGUGAUGACGCAAUAGUGGCACAAAGUCCCCGCAAGGGUGCUGUGGCUUCGAUGGAAGAUCUGGACGUACCGGCUGAAACGGUUUUCCAAACGGAAAUGGACAAGAGACCGCACGAGUUCGAGGAAUACGGGGGAGACAACGGGGCCAUCGGUGCCGAUGACAGUGCAGGAGAGCAUCGUUUGCGAUCACCGAUGGCGGUACACCCGUUCGAUCUGACCCAAUUCAGUGAGCAAACGGUUGUGGAACAAACACAAGCAUCUAACAUUGCUGACAUAACCAAUGGUGAAUACGUUUCGCAAGACAGUGCUGAUGAUGUUCUGCAUGCCGUUACACACACAAAUGGUGGACAAUAUGCAACGGAUGAGAUGGAAUUGCUGAACAAGGUACAGGAACUCCCGACCGACGAAGAGGCAACAUUUGAAAUUGGUAUUGACACAAAUGGCAGCGCGAAGGAAGAUUUGUACGUGGAGCAGAAAGAUACGAUGGAAGUUUCGGGUGGUGUGGGGGAGAUGGAUGAUAUGAUGUACCAUGAAUAUUCCAAUCAAAUUCCCGCGGCUGAAGUUCCGAAAAGUAUGGUCUCGGAUAUAUCGGAAAGUCCCGAAUUCAAGAUGUUGCAAUCUUCAAUAGACCAUUUAACAUUGACGAAGACCGCUGAUAGUUAUUUCGAAGGACAGGAACCAUCGAAUUUACGCCAAGAAACAUCCGUUUAUGAGCAGGAGUUUGUUGCCACCCAGGCUGCACCACUUGUUCAGCAACUAGCUAGCAACGAGCAAGCGCUGCAGUCAUCGCAAGGUUACGCUGAUCUGUUGGGCAUGUCCGAGCCGGUAGAAACACCUCAACCAACAACGAUCACCACCGAGGAGAAGCGUGAUGAAAUCGAAGUAACACAGGUACCGGAUGUUGAAAAAGCGUCUGGAGAUGUUGCAGCUACCGUUGCUGCAGCAGCUGCCGCCACAGUUGCAGUGGCAGCAGCAGCAGCAGUUGCCACGGCCACUGCGACCAGCAAGUCCGCUAAGCCAAAAGCCUCGACGACAACUACUGUGGCAAAGAAACCAGCUUCUAGUGUAACCACAAAACCAUCCUCUGCAGCGUCCAAAGACAGUGCUACCAAGACCGCAUCGCGUGUUGGCAGCAGCAGUACAGCUGGAGCAGCACGCAAACCGCCCGUAGGUACCACUGACGCUAAGAAAGCACCCACAUCUACCACAGCAAAGACGGCAUCGACAGCAAUGAAUGGUGUAAAGGAACGACCGGCAAGUGCUACAUCGAGCAAACCAUCAUUGGCAGCGAAGAAACCGAUUGCCGAUGCGGCAAAGACGGCCACAUCGAAGACAACGUCUGCGACUUCGUCAGUAGCGGCUGCCCGAACAAAGGUGACUUCCGCCACAUCAUCAAGCACCACGAAAACGGCCAGUGCAAGUUCGGCUACCAGAACUGCCGCUUCUAAAACAGUUACAGCUUCGAGCACCUCUGCAAGCGCCGCUGCCGGAAAAACGAGCUCCUCUCGUCUGUCCUCUACCACAACGACACGCACAGUCACUUCGCGUCCGUCGAGCGCCGUAUCGAGUGCCUCAGUUCCUUCUAAAACCACUACCACAACGACUGUAAAGCGGACCGUCGCAGCAAAGAGUUCACUAACGAACGGAACAACAACGACUGAUGGAACGUCCACUAAAUCCACCAAGACAACUACUUCUACCACAGGUAGCACAGUCCCGCGGACGGGAACCACCACUACCAGAACAACCGGCACUGGUUUGGCCACCAAACCAAGUAGCACGACGGUGGCCGGUAAGAAACCGCUGGACGUUAAAACUGCCACUGCGACUAAGACAUCAUCCACUACCGCGUCGUCGGCGACAGGUAAAACGACAACAAUGCGCACCUCCCUGGCUCCCACCAAAGCCACUGCGACCUCACCGUCAGUUCGAAAGCAAAACGGUGUACCGUUGAAAAAAUCCACUACCGCCGCUUCGCCAGCGUCUGGUGCGAAGAAACCGGCUCCGAUUUCGAAGCCAAAACCGCAAGCUUCGUCUGAACAGGCGGCAACCACCACAACAACCACAACGACGGCGGCAGCAUCCCCAACGAUCACCGCUGAGACGAACGGUACCGGCAAUGAUGUGGCUGAUGCGGUAUUAACCUCCUCCUCCCUGCUGGAACAACAGCCCGCUGACCAAUUGCUCGUGUCCAUACCGCAAGCAAUGUGA
Molecule: messenger RNA, 5457 nt
Organism: Anopheles marshallii
Lineage: Eukaryota; Metazoa; Arthropoda; Insecta; Diptera; Culicidae
Product: serine-rich adhesin for platelets-like
Exons: 12
Coding region: 1-5457 (1818 amino acids)
Biological process (GO): protein dephosphorylation; negative regulation of protein kinase activity
Molecular function (GO): protein serine/threonine phosphatase activity; cation binding
Source: RefSeq, a predicted model, not a curated record